Messenger RNA from Prinia subflava (tawny-flanked prinia), 1973 nucleotides. Its product is annotated as RNA/RNP complex-1-interacting phosphatase-like. Bases 124 to 1563 code for a protein of 479 amino acids. Gene Ontology annotation, biological process: protein dephosphorylation. The transcript has 9 exons. NCBI's taxonomy places the organism in Eukaryota, Metazoa, Chordata, Aves, Passeriformes, Cisticolidae. The record is from RefSeq and is a predicted model, not a curated record. Gene Ontology annotation, molecular function: protein tyrosine/serine/threonine phosphatase activity; polynucleotide 5'-phosphatase activity.
GCGGCCUGAGCGCGGCCCGAGCGCGGCCCCGCCGCCCCUCCCGGCCUGGGUUCCCGGCCUGGGCUCCCGGCCGCACGGAGGGACCCAGAGCCCGGCAGCGGCGGUGCCGCGUGGCACCGUCACAUGGGUGUCGUGGGGUGGGCAGCCCGGUCUCUGGGGCUCCAGGGUUUGAAGGGCCGCGGGCCUGGAGCGGAUCUCUGGCCAGGGUGGACCGAGUACAUCCCGCUGGGCUGCAGGAUGCCGGGCACGCGCUUCAUCGCCUUCAAGGUGCCCCUGAAGAAGAGUUUUGAUCAGAACCUUCUGCCAGAAGAGAGGUUUUCCCCUCGUGACCUCAUCAGGAAGGUGGAGGAGCGGCAGGAGGAGCUGGGGCUGAUCAUCGACCUGACGUACACCACGCGCUACUACGGCCGCGAGGAGCUGCCCCCCACACUGCGCUACUCGAAGAUCCUGACCAUGGGACACGAGAUCCCAAACAGAAGGACAAUUCUGAGGUUCAAAUACGUCGUGAAAAAGUUCCUGACAAACAACCAAGACAACGAUAAACUCAUCGGGGUGCACUGCACGCACGGCUUGAACAGGACUGGCUACCUGGUCUGUCGGUACCUGAUUGAUGUUGAGGGCAUGGAGCCAAACGCUGCCAUCGAGUUGUUUAACAAGUGUCGAGGGCAUCCCAUAGAGAGAACCAACUACAUCCAGGACCUGCAGAAGAGAGCCCUGAAAAGCAGCUGUGAACUGAAGAAUGCGGGCUCAGAUCUCAGCAGAAAAAGCAGUGUCCCAGCCAAGGCCCAAAAGCAGCAGCAGCCCCAGCAGCGCCCGAGCCAGGCCCCCCUGGCAGUGCCCAGGAACCCCAAGAAGAAGCAGCGGCCUGACCCCACAGCUGAGGGACAGCCCCAGGAGCUGGGACACGGACACGGGGCCCUGGAGCAGAGGCAGCUGGAGAAGCUGGAGCAGAAGAAGUGGGAGCAGAGGCAAUUUGAGAAGAGGGAGCAGAGGCAGCAGAAGCAUCUGGAGCAGAGGCAGCAGAAACAUCUGGAGCAGAGGCAGCAGAAGCAUCUGGAGCAGAGGCAGCAGAAAAAGCUGGAGCAGAGGCAGCAAGAGAGGCUGGAGCAGAGGCAGCAGAAAAAGCUGGAGCAGAGGCAAUUGGAGCAGCUGGAGCAGAGGCAGCAGGAAAAGGAGCAGAGGCAACUGGAGCAGAGGCAGGAGAAAAAGCUGGAGCAGAGGCAGCAGGAGAAGCUGGAGAAGAAGCGGCAGAAGAAGCUGGAGAAGAAGCAGCAGGAGAGGCUGGAGCAGAGGCAGCAAAGAAAGCUGAAACACCUGGAGCAGAGGCAGCUGGAGAUGCAGAACCACCUGGAGCAGGGGCAGCAGAGGCAGCAGAACCACCUGGAGCAGGGGCAGCCCUGCAGUUUGCCCCCCAGGAACUGUUGGCUUUCAGCAGCCCCCAAGAAGAAGCACAAGGAGCUGUUCCCCUGGCAGAGCCCGCAGCCCUGGCUGCCCCAGGAGCCCUCCCCUGGCAGGAAGCGCCGGCGCAGGAAACGUGAACUGAGGGAGCAGGAAAUGUCCUGACAGCUCUGGAAUGUUCUCCACGAGAAAAAACCCUCCCAGGGCUGGAGGGAGCGGCUGGGGCUCAACCAGGACCUGCCAGGCGUGGGGCAGCUGAACAGGGCUGGUUUUUAAUCUCUUUACUCUUGCUCCCCCCACGCCGAUGCUUUUAUUUUUACAAGGAAUUUUUAAAUCUGAUGCUGUGCAGAGUCUGACCCGUGAGGGAUGUGGGAGUAAAAACGAACACAGACUCAACCAGAGCUGGAAUAAUCCUAAAAAAACAUCCUGAGGCAUCCCUAGAACCUUCAACCAAACGGGCUUUUGUUUAUUUUCUCAACGCAUAACAAGAAACAGGACUGGGCCUGCAAACACGAGACAUUUUCUCUUUUUUACCCACUUUCGCUAAAGUAAAUUUGCACGGUGUGCAAACUGCA